Molecule: messenger RNA, 1171 nt
Organism: Dichomitus squalens LYAD-421 SS1
Lineage: Eukaryota; Fungi; Basidiomycota; Agaricomycetes; Polyporales; Polyporaceae
Exons: 7
Coding region: 284-1171 (295 amino acids)
Source: RefSeq, a predicted model, not a curated record
GAGAGCGUCGUGGGCCACGGCAUCCUGACAUGUCUCGGCAAUCGAACUUCGUGGGUGUUAUGCUUUGAGAGCUCCCACCUAUUGCUGCAUCACAUGUCCUGUCUGGUACAAUGUCUACCUUCGUGUGGGGAGCCUGCGGAUCCUCAAUCGUUCCGGCGGGACUGACGCGGCUGUAGCAGAGCACAUAAAAUACGAGAUAGUACUGUCACGGAUCUCGUCGACCUCCACAUCGGAGUCGGAGUUGCCUCUGAGUCUCGUAUAGCCUGAAGUCGACCUGUGAAGCAUGUCGCUCACGCACCGUUCCAGCUGGGACCUGCCCCUCGAUUCAUCGAUGUAUGCCCCAGACGAAGAAGAGAAGGCGUUUAUGAAGGCGACUACGGGCAUUCAGGAUGACGAAGAAUUGAAGGCACACAUCCUCGCCGUACAGGCGAAGGCCUGGACCAUCUACAAAUACCCAUGCAUCCGCCAGUUUGACUUCAUGAGGCUCAAAAUAGCGCGUAUGCCUGCAUAUAAUCAGUUCCUGGAGCUGGGGAAGCAACGCAAAGACGCGAUCUUCCUGGACGUGGGAUGCGGCUUCGGCAAUGAUACCCGUCAAGCUAUACUCGACGGAUGGCCAAUCGAGAGAGUCAUCGCGGCAGACCUGAGCCCACAGAUGUGGAACGUCGGACACGAGCUGUUCCGUUCCACACCCGACACAUUCCCAGUCCCAUUCGUCCAGGGCGACAUCCUCGACCCUGCAUACCUAGCUGUAGCCCCGAUCCUUCCUACCUCUUCUACACCUAUCCUAGACCCUCUCCCUCCCCUGAGCGAAGUGAAGACGCUCAACGAGCUGCACGGCAGGCUUUCUGCGAUGUUCGCCAGCGCAUUUUUCCACCUCUUCGAAUUCGACGGCCAGGAGCAGGUCGCGCGCAAACUCGCCGGGCUCCUAUCACCCCUCCCCGGGUCCAUGAUCUUCGGCUCGCACACUACCAUGGCCGAGAAGGGGCGCUGGGAGAUAGGCGACGCCAAGUCAGACUGCCAUUCGCCCGAGACCUGGACGGAGCUGUGGGAAGGCAUCUUCGCUGAGGCCGGCGUGAAGGUCGAGCACCGGGGCGGGCUGACCUUCUAUGGGAUCUACUCCGGGAGCACGAAGGAGCGCUUCUACAUGGACUGGUCGGUGGUGAGGCUGUGA